Molecule: messenger RNA, 1428 nt
Organism: Canis lupus familiaris (dog)
Lineage: Eukaryota; Metazoa; Chordata; Mammalia; Carnivora; Canidae
Gene: AQP11
Product: aquaporin 11
Exons: 3
Coding region: 358-1176 (272 amino acids)
Biological process (GO): transmembrane transport
Cellular component (GO): cytoplasm; membrane
Molecular function (GO): channel activity
Source: RefSeq, a predicted model, not a curated record
CGCGCCCCGUGAGACCCGCGCGGGGUUCCAGUCCCUGAGGGAGGCGGCGGGGACAUGUGCGCGUCCGACUCCACGACCCCUGCUGACCGUUGGCCCUCCAGCCGGCCCCCAGCAGAGCUUCCCUUGCGCCCUUCCCCUCGUCUCCUUCUCGGCUCUGGUCCCAACACCCUCGCUCCGGGCCGGGGAGCGGGGAGGAGACCUCCAGCUUGACGCCCGGGGCCGCCCGCUGGCCUCGAGUCGGUCCGCCCCGGGGCGUGAGGACGGGGGCGGGGCUGCGGACUUAGGACUUGGGACUCCCGCCCCGAAGCUGCUGCUUCUAGAGCCCAGCAGGCAACCUAGGCUGGCCCAGAGCGAGCCAUGACCGCGCUGUGGGGCCUCUGGCCCCCGGGGCAGGACACCUGCACCUCGCUGGGGCUGAUGCUGUCGCUCGUGCUGUUGAUGGGGUUGGCCCGCGUGGUCACCCGGCAGCGGCUGCACAGGUUCAUGAUGGCCCACACCUUCGUCUUGGAGUUUCUGGCCACUUUCCAGCUCUGCUGCUGCACCCAUGAGCUGCAACUGCUGAGCGAGCAGGAACCCGUGCACCCCACCUGGCCGCUAACGCUAACCUACUUCUUUUCGCUGGUGCACGGCCUGACUCUGGUGGGCACCUCUACCAACCCGUGCGGCGUGAUGAUGCAGAUGUUGCUGGGGGGAAUGUCCCCCGAGACCGGUGCGAUUAGGCUGUUGGCUCAGCUGAUUGGUGCCCUGUGCAGCAGAUACUGCAUAAGCGCCCUUUGGGGCCUGGGGCUGACCAAGUACCACCUCAACGAGAGGACCUUCGCUUGCAGAAAUCCUAUUCAAGUCGACUUGCCCAAAGCGGUCAUCACAGAAGCCAUCUGCUCCUUUAUUUUCCACAGCGCUCUGUUGCACUUCCAGGAGAUCCGAACCAAGCUUCGUAUCCACCUGCUGGCAGCACUCAUCACCUUUUUGGUCUAUGCAGGAGGAAGUCUAACAGGAGCUGUAUUUAAUCCAGCUUUGGCACUUUCACUACAUUUCACGUGUUUUGAUGAAGCAUUCCUUCGAUUUUUUAUAGUAUAUUGGCUCGCUCCUUCUUUAGGUAUAUUGUUGAUGAUUUUGAUGUUCAGCUUUUUCCUUCCAUGGCUGUAUAACCACCAUGCAAUUAAUAAAAGGGAGUAACUAUUCCAAGACUCAGACUCAGUUACAGGACUGUCAAGCUGGAUGUGAUAUUUAUGUGAUAUCUUAUCACCUCAUAUUCAACAUACUGGCUACACUGGACUCAUCAAUGUUUAGCUUCCUCGGAGGAAGCUGCCUUGUAUUGUCAUCACUGGAACUUAACAAAACCAAUUACUGUGAAAAGGAGAUAACCUGUGUUUCUCAGUUAAGACUUGUUCUUUUGAGUGUGUAUUAAAUGCUGGUAGAAAAGACUCA